AUGUUUCGGUACAACCUAUCUAAAUUGUUUAUAAUUAACUAUUUAGUUAUUCAAUUUAAUUAUAGCAAUUCACAAAUAAUACAACAGCGCUUUGUAAUAGAACCGGGCGAUCAAACAGUAGUGGCCGGUCGUAGUGUAACUCUGACCUGUCGGGUGGCCAAUAAAGUCGGCACAAUUCAGUGGACAAGAGAUGGUUUUGGUUUAGGCAUUGAACGCAAUUUGAGUGGUUUUUCCAGAUAUACUAUGAUUGGCAAAGAUGAUGAAGGCGAUUAUUCACUUGAAAUUACUUCGGUAUCAAUUGAAGACGACGCUAUUUUUCAAUGUCAAGUCAGUGGAAGCACUGACAAUAAAGUUCCGGGAAUUAGAUCCCGAAGCGCAGUACUGACUGUGCUGGUGCCACCCAAUCCGCCAAUUAUAGUACAGGUCCAGGCACAGGGAGAUUUGCUGCAUACUACUGAAGGUACUCUAAUUGAACUCAAUUGUGAAGCCAAUGGCGGUAAACCAGCACCAGAAUUAAAUUGGUUUUACUCGACGGGAGAGCCAGUGUCGACCAAAAAUGUCACUUAUUGGACACAGACUCUAUCGGACGGAAAACGAUUUAAUGCACAAUCAAAGUGGUUGUUCAUCGCCAGCAAAGAGUAUGACAAUCGGACAGUUGUCUGUCGGGCAGAGAGCACAGCUGUCAGUGAACAGUUGGAUGCGUCCAUACGUUUUGAUGUGAAAUAUGCACCGGAAAUACAGAUUCAAUUGUUGGAACCAAUAGGUCAGACAAAAGUCGGCGAUACUAUAAUACUUAGCUGUGAGGCGAAAGCCAGUCCCAACGUAUUAUUGUAUAAAUGGUUCAAAAACGACGAAAUUAUUGUCGGCGAUCACGAAACACAACUAACACUGUCCGCAGUGGACAGACAUAUGAACGGUGCUGUAGUUGUCUGUCAAGUUAGCAAUUCGGUGGGCAGUAAUAAAGUGUCCCAUACUCUGGACAUAUCGUACGGACCUAUAUUGAAGGCACCGCCUGAUUAUGUUUACGGUGUAGACUUGGGUCGCGAUGUGAGACUUAAAUGUGAUGUCGAAGGAAAUCCUAAACCCGAUAUCACGUGGAAAAUGAAGGAUAAACAUAAAGUGUUGGCCACCGAAGCGGAACUAGUGGUUAAAGAUGUGACCGAUUCCAAGGCUGGCAAAUAUAUAUGUAGGGCUGCCGUCAAAGGCUUUUCUGAAAUAACAUCCGUUUCCAUAAUUCAAAUAAAUGGAUCGCCACGUAUUCACGAUCCAUAUAUACAUUAUGGACUGUUGGGUGAGACAGUAAAUAUCGGGUGCUAUAUUGAAUCAAUGCCUAAGCCGAGUCAAAUUGUUUGGUAUCAUAAUAGACAAAAAGUAACUAUUGAUACUAAUCGUGGUAUUAAUAUCAAUGACAAUCGUAUACCCGGAGAGUCGACUAUUUUAUCUACUGUUGUCAUAUAUAAUGCAAAAUUGUCGGAUUUUGGUGAAUACAACUGUUCGGUUAAGAAUAAGUUUGGAAUCGACACUCAAACUAUACUUUUAGUUGAAAAAAUUAGCUUUACAUCUUUGGUUACAUAUGUGUCGCUAUUAUUGACAGCAUUGGCUGUGAUUGUAUUGUUGACUAUAUUUGUGAUACUAUACCUGAGACGACUAAAACGUAAAGAGUUUGACGAAAAAUUAUCGCAUAAUUCCAGUGAAUGGACUGACGUUAGCAGCGGAUCAGUGGAUGACUCAGAUAUGUCGACAGAUGGGUCGGUCAGUGAUGACACCGAAGCCAGUGUUGGCGUUCAAAUGAAAUCCUUGAGCAGUACUGAAGCCGUACAUCACAGUCGUCGAAGUCAAAGAAGCCGUACGACACCCGAUGUAUUGCUUGAUUAUGAUAUCAACUAUCAGUUUAAACAAUAUAUCUAA
Molecule: messenger RNA, 1908 nt
Organism: Oppia nitens
Lineage: Eukaryota; Metazoa; Arthropoda; Arachnida; Sarcoptiformes; Oppiidae
Product: irregular chiasm C-roughest protein-like
Exons: 9
Coding region: 1-1908 (635 amino acids)
Biological process (GO): cell-cell adhesion
Cellular component (GO): cell-cell junction
Molecular function (GO): cell adhesion molecule binding
Source: RefSeq, a predicted model, not a curated record